AAUUUUUUUUGUCAAAGUCAUUCCAACAUGGCGGCCGGAACGGCUGUGAUGCAUUUACCCAGCACGAGAAGCACCGUUAAGAAGGAAGAGCCUGCUCGUAGAGUACAGAAAAUUCAGGCAGAUGAGAUGGAAGUAGAAGAAGAAAAACGACAUGAAGGGAUUCAGCAAUACUAUGUCACCAAGAUUGAGGGUCUCCAGAUGGUUGUCACAGAAGAAAUUAAAAACUUGAGGAGGCUUGAAGCCCAGAGAAAUGAGCUUAAUGCCAAAGUGAGAAUGUUGAGAGAGGAAUUGCAACUCUUGCAAGAACAAGGAUCUUAUGUUGGUGAGGUAGUUAAACCAAUGGACAAGAAGAAAGUUUUGGUGAAGGUUCAUCCAGAGGGAAAGUUUGUGGUCGAUAUUGACAAAUCAAUUGAUAUGGCUGAUGUUACACCAAACUGUAGAGUGGCAUUGCGAAAUGAUAGUUACAUGCUUCACAAGAUCCUUCCCAACAAGGUGGACCCUCUUGUCAGUUUGAUGAUGGUGGAGAAAGUACCUGAUUCAACUUAUGAAAUGGUUGGAGGAUUAGAUAAACAGAUCAAAGAAAUCAAAGAGGUUAUUGAGCUGCCUGUGAAGCACCCUGAGCUCUUUGAAGCCCUAGGAAUUGAUCAACCCAAGGGAGUAUUACUCUAUGGACCACCAGGAACUGGAAAGACACUUCUUGCUCGAGCUGUUGCACAUCACACAGAGUGCACUUUUAUCAGAGUUUCAGGCUCAGAACUGGUUCAGAAAUUUAUUGGUGAGGGUGCCAGGAUGGUUAGAGAGCUGUUUGUCAUGGCAAGAGAACAUGCUCCCUCCAUCAUUUUCAUGGAUGAGAUUGAUUCAAUUGGAUCAUCAAGAUUAGAGGGGGGAUCUGGUGGUGACAGUGAAGUUCAAAGGACCAUGUUGGAGUUACUGAACCAGCUUGAUGGGUUUGAAGCAACAAAGAAUAUCAAGGUUGUCAUGGCAACAAACCGAAUAGACAUUUUGGAUUCAGCACUUUUACGACCAGGACGUAUUGAUCGGAAGAUAGAGUUUCCUCCUCCAAAUGAAGAGGCUAGAUUGGACAUCUUGAAGAUUCACUCCAGAAAGAUGAAUUUAACAAGAGGUAUAAACCUCAGAAAAAUUGCUGAACUUAUGCCUGGUUCAUCAGGAGCUGAAGUCAAGGGUGUUUGUACAGAAGCAGGCAUGUAUGCCUUAAGAGAAAGAAGAGUUCAUGUGACGCAAGAGGACUUUGAAAUGGCGGUCACUAAGGUCAUGCAGAAAGAUUCUGAGAAGAACAUGUCAAUCAAGAAACUUUGGAAGUAAAACAACCAUGUCUAAUGCAGAUCAUAAUUUCAACGCAAAAGCAAAUUGAUUUUCUACAAUUAACUUAAUAUUGCUCUUCUCCUGCUACUCAAGGAUACUUAUUUCAUCAAGCAUUCAACUUAGAAGAAGAGUAAAAAAGAAAACAUAAAAAGAAAGCCAACUCUAAAUAUUAGAACUCACAACCUCAGCCAUGUUUGACAUUAUGGCGGUACCUUGCAACACGGUCACUUAAAUUAUUUAAGUUAGCUCCAUUUGCACACAUCACACUGUUUUCGUAACUUUACUAGAAUGUCAAUUCUGUGCAGUGUGUCGGAGUGUUUGGUAGAGUAGUGGUGUAAAAACCAAGAUCAGCUACAAUGGCUUCAUUUAGUGUGUUUUAGGAUGUGCGUGCAAGAUUGAAGUGUGGCAGUACGUGAUUUUUGGGGUUUGAAAGCUUGUCAUGCGUUUAGUCAGACAAUUUUUUUUGGAGAGGAACACCAGAGUCUGGGACUCUGGUAAAUCUAAUUUUAGUAAGUAAAGUAAUUUGUAGAUGAUUUUCAUGAUCACUUUGCAUUUUGUACAUGUAGCAUGAUAAAAGUCAUUUGACAAUUAGUUAUUAGUCUUGAAGGAAAACUCACAGUACAAAGUUUACUUUUCUGGUAUGAUUGAUUUAUUUCAUGUACUCAAAGUAACCCUUCAUUUUGCAGUAUAGGUAACAAAGAAUCGAAUCUGAACUUCUGAAAUUCUUCUAUGGACGGUUUCCAGUCCCAUUCACUAGGCAAACACUGCCUGGGGAAACUUGCUGAUGAUUUAGUUGCUUUGUAAUGAACUUGUUACUGGCAAAAUGACAAAAAAUACAUUACAAAAAUGAAAAGGUAUCUAAAAACUGACAUGGGAUAUGCUAAUUCCCUACCGUUUGUGGAGUUGAAAAAGAGAUGAACUAUGGAAACCAUUUGCUUUAUUGGACACUGUACUGUAGCUGUCUUAGUGACUACUUGUCUUUAGCUGGGUUUUAGCAGUCUGGGCUCAGAGGGGUGUGUUUUGUGUUCACAGGGAUGCCCCUGAUUGUAUGAGGGGAGUUGUAAGAUCACCUUCCCCCCCCCCCCCCCCUUAUGGUGACUUUCUACCAUCCAACUUUGAAAGUCUACUUAGAGGGAUGUGCUAGUUCUGUUGUCACAGCAGGGAUGCCUUGGGUUGAAGGGAGGAGAAGCGUUGAAUCAACCUCACACUUUUUUACCCCUCUCCUUACUCCCUUUCUUCUCUGUAUUUUGGCCCAGGGGUAAAGCACUGCUUUAGAAAUAAGUUGAGUCGAGAAAGUAGUUCCAACAGAAAUGGAUAGUGAUAGAUUAGGACUACAAGUUCCUAAUUACAUUCAGCCUUUCCAUAUUAUCACAUUUUAGCUCAUGGUUUUCUCGGUUUCUCGUCUGUAUUUUCUCCUCGUAGCUAGCUAUUGAUAUUUACCAGUUGUACCACUCCGUUAUGACCUUGCCAUUAUUCUUUUGAUGGCUUUUCCUGUAUUAGCUAAACAAGAGUUAUGAAUAAACCCAAUUUGUUUUGCAUUACACAAUA
Molecule: messenger RNA, 2871 nt
Organism: Stylophora pistillata
Lineage: Eukaryota; Metazoa; Cnidaria; Anthozoa; Scleractinia; Pocilloporidae
Product: 26S proteasome regulatory subunit 8
Molecular function (GO): ATP hydrolysis activity; ATP binding
Source: RefSeq, a predicted model, not a curated record